Molecule: messenger RNA, 2382 nt
Organism: Hypomesus transpacificus
Lineage: Eukaryota; Metazoa; Chordata; Actinopteri; Osmeriformes; Osmeridae
Product: leucine-rich repeat and fibronectin type-III domain-containing protein 2
Exons: 2
Coding region: 1-2382 (793 amino acids)
Cellular component (GO): cell surface; postsynaptic density membrane
Molecular function (GO): protein binding
Source: RefSeq, a predicted model, not a curated record
AUGGACAAAGUGCUCGUCAGCCUCCUAGUUCUGGGAACAGCGGUAAUGAUGGUCCAUGCAUGCCCGAAGUACUGUGUCUGCCAAAACCUGUCUGAAUCUCUGGGCACCCUUUGCCCCUCCAAAGGCCUGCUCUUUGUCCCUCUGGACAUUGACAGACGUACCGUGGAGCUCCGAUUGGGUGGCAACUUCAUCCUGAAGAUCACUCCACAGGACUUUGCCAACAUGACGGGUCUGGUGGACCUAACCUUGUCCCGGAACACCAUCAGUGCCAUCCAGCCUUUCUCCUUCAUCGACUUGGAGACCCUCAGGUCUUUGCAUAUGGACAGCAACCGUUUGACUGAACUAGGACCAGAUGACCUGCGUGGGCUCGUCAACCUUCAGCACCUCAUCCUCAACAACAACCAGCUCAGUCACAUCUCCAAGUCGGCCUUUGAGGACUUGAUGCUGACGCUCGAAGACCUGGACUUGUCCUACAAUAACCUGCGAGGCUUGCCUUGGGAGGGGAUCCGCAAGAUGGUCAACCUCCAUCAGAUGAGUUUGGAUCACAACCUCAUCUCUUACAUCGCAGAAGGGACUUUCACCGAUCUGGAUAAAUUAGCCCGCUUGGAUCUCACGUCCAACAGGCUUCAGAAGCUACCGCCUGACCCCAUCUUUGCCCGUUCCCAGAGCAACAUUGUGCUCAGCACUCCAUACUCCCCCCAGCUCUCUCUAAGCUUCGGUGGAAAUCCUUUACACUGCAAUUGUGAGGUGCUCUGGCUCCGAAGGCUGGACCGAGAGGAUGACAUGGAGACUUGUGCUUCCCCGCCGAGCCUCAAGGGCCGCUACUUCUGGUACGUCCGAGAGGAAGAGUUCCUCUGUGAGCCGCCACUGAUCACGCAACACACCCACAAGCUGUUGGUCCUGGAAGGCCAAACGGCUAGCCUGCGAUGCAAGGCGUUGGGCGACCCGAUGCCCAUCAUUCACUGGGUGGCUCCCGAUGACCGCUUGAUUAGCAAUUCGUCUAGGGCAAUAGUCUAUGAGAAUGGUACUCUGGAUAUUACCAUCACCACAUCGAAAGAUUAUGGCACCUUCACUUGUAUCGCAGCCAAUGCCGCUGGGGAAUCCACGGCCUCCAUUGAACUCUCGAUUAUUCAACUUCCCCACCUCAGUAAUGGCACGAACCGCACUGCACAGCCCAAGUCUCGGCUCUCUGACAUCACAAGCUCGACCAAGAUCAGUAAGGGGGAGCCUAAGCCUCAGCCAGAGAAGGUGGUUUCCGUAUCAGAGGUAACCUCUGUCUCUGCUCUGAUCAAGUGGACUGUUAGCAAAGCAGCACCCAAGGUGAAAAUGUACCAGCUUCAGUACAACUGCUCUGAGGAUGAAGUGCUGAUUUACAGAAUGAUCCCAAUGGCCAGCAAAGCCUUUUUAGUCAGCAACCUUGUUCCAGGGAUGCAGUACGACUUGUGCGUCUUGGCAAUCUGGGAUGACACUGCCACCACCCUUACUGCCACCAACAUUGUAGGCUGUGUACAGUUCAUCACCCGCGAUGACUAUCCACAGUGCCAAUCGAUCCACAGCCAGUUCCUGGGUGGCACAAUGAUCCUGGUGAUCGGAGGCAUCAUUGUAGCAACCCUGCUGGUCUUCAUCAUCAUUCUCAUGGUCAGGUAUAAGGUGACCAGUGGCAUCCAGUCCAGUAAGCUCCCCACUGUUAGCAACACAUACUCACAAACCAAUGGUGGUUUGAACAGGCUCAAUGGCGCACCGCCCCAAGUCAAACCCACCGUGGUCGUGACGAGGAAUGAGGUGGUGGAGUUUAAAUGUGGCUCGCUUCAAAGCAGCCUCUCCUCUUCCUCGUCCUCCUCCGACUCGAUGGGCGGCCAUGGCGCCCAGGGCGAUGGCGAUCGCUACAGUCUACGAGAUGGCGAAAGCAAUACGCUCCCCAGCAGGAAGUGGAGACGGCACGGUGGGGGGAAAGGCAUCAAAACCAGGGCCAACUUGGACCAUUUACUGGGGGCUUUCACUGCUUUGGAACUGCGAGGUCCGGCGAGGGACCACCAGGGGACCUCGUGCUCCUCCACCACCUCCACUGCCAUUGUGGCAGUGGCCAUGGCACCGCAGUCCGAUAAGGAACCCUUGCUGGGCAGGGCAGAGUCCACUACUAUGCUCGGCCGUCUCCUGGGACUCCCCCAGGAGGGGAAGCAGCCCAAGAGGAGCCGCUCGUUCGACGUCGGCCACGUCAGCGCCACGCAGUGCCUCAGCUACCCACGCAGGAUCAGCAGCAUCUGGACUAAGAGGAGCCUCUCGGUCAACGGGAUGCUCCUGCAGUAUGACGACAGCGAGGACAGGGAGGGCCAGAAGCCCGUGUUCGAGAGCUCGGAGUGGGUCAUGGAGAGCACGGUUUAA